Rhincodon typus (whale shark) is the source of this 1247-nucleotide messenger RNA. RefSeq lists its product as uncharacterized. The coding region runs from base 1 to 855 and encodes 284 amino acids. Gene Ontology annotation, molecular function: structural constituent of chromatin; protein heterodimerization activity; DNA binding. The transcript is spliced from 4 exons. NCBI's taxonomy places the organism in Eukaryota, Metazoa, Chordata, Chondrichthyes, Orectolobiformes, Rhincodontidae. The record is from RefSeq and is a predicted model, not a curated record. Gene Ontology annotation, cellular component: nucleosome.
AUGGAGAGACCAGCAGGACAUCGAGGUGUGAACCUGGGACGCAGAGGCAAAUACUCCAAGGACCAAGAUGAUGGAAUAUUUCCUCGGGACAAAGCCAAGUGUGAGCAGCUGCUUCUAACUAACAGCAGAAACACUCAGGGUUAUGUUAAUAACUGCACCCAAACAUUCACAUCUCAGGAACUGACAGGUAAAGAUGAAAAACCAAGCUCACAUAUUGACAUAGCAGAAACUGAGAGGCAUGGAUUGAUGCCUGCACUCUUACGUUCAGAUAGCAGAAAACGACAGGCACAGAUGGAUAAGUAUAAUCACCUUGCAGAUACUGAUACGAACAUUCCCACAUCACAAACUAACAGUCAUGUUUUAACAUUCCGGAACAAGGCUUUCUCCCAUCCUUUAUUAGCAUUGCUGACGCCAUCAGGCUAUAAAAAGCGAGCUCUGAGCCCGCUUUUUCUUAUUCUGUGUUGGACAUUGACUGUCGCAGUGGUAGAGGAAAAGAAAGGACAAGUUGCCAAGAAGGGCGCUAAGAAAGCGGUGAAGAGGGCGCCGGUGAAAAGCGGCAAGAAGAGAAGGUCCAGGAAAGAAAGUUACUCCAUCUACAUCUACAAAGUGAUGAAGCAGGUUCACCCCGACACCGGCAUCUCCUCCAAGGCCAUGAGCGUCAUGAACUCAUUCGUCAACGAUAUUUUCGAGCGUAUCGCGGGGGAGGCUUCCCGCUUGGCCCAUUACAACACGCGCAGCACCAUCAGCUCCCGGGAGAUCCAGACCGCCGUGCGGCUGCUGCUGGCCGGGGAGCUGGCCAUGCACGCCGUGUCGGAGGGUACAAGGGCGGUGACGAAGGACACCAGCUCCAAGUGAGACACCACAUUGUACUGAGAAAAACGCAUCCAAAAUCCAACGGCUCUUUUAAGACCCACCCACAGCUUCCCUGAAACAGCUGAACUGUUAUGUUAAUAUCUCUACGACAUUCGCGUUUUAUAAAUCUUCUGUAAAUUAACAAGUGAUCCCUGACCCUGUGCGCGCUUGUUCAUACACAUCUGUAAUCGCUGCCUGUGGACAGGGAUCAUGUUAAACACCAAUGAGCUAUGUUGAGCAAUUUCUGUCUGAUCGUGUUACCCUCGUGUCACUCGAUCGAUUCAGAAGCUACAAGACCCGGUGGGGUAUGAACCGUAACUUUCACUCGCGGCAAACAAAAGGGCAAGCAAGAAAAUAUACUUUUCCUCCGAGUUCCGUUUCACCCUUUUGUUUUA